Molecule: messenger RNA, 4021 nt
Organism: Zalophus californianus (California sea lion)
Lineage: Eukaryota; Metazoa; Chordata; Mammalia; Carnivora; Otariidae
Gene: PPM1B
Product: protein phosphatase, Mg2+/Mn2+ dependent 1B
Exons: 6
Coding region: 463-1716 (417 amino acids)
Biological process (GO): positive regulation of canonical NF-kappaB signal transduction; protein dephosphorylation; negative regulation of canonical NF-kappaB signal transduction
Cellular component (GO): cytosol; nucleus
Molecular function (GO): manganese ion binding; magnesium ion binding; protein serine/threonine phosphatase activity
Source: RefSeq, a predicted model, not a curated record
GGGAGGACAGGGUGCGGGGAGGGGGUUGCAGAAGGAGCGGAGCGGCUGCUGCUCAAUGGCGGAAAAGCCGCCGGUACUCUGACCGCCUGGUCCCCUUAGCAGUUGCGGGGGAGUUUCCUGCCGGCGCGGCUGGAGUCUCUGUUUCUCAGGGUUCGGUGGCUGGAAGAUGCUCCAGAGAGACGAGGCUGCGGCGGAGGAGGUGGCGGCGGCCGAAUCGGCAACGGCGCUAGGGUGGAGAGAAGGCGGCAGCGGCGGCGGCGGCGGCGUGCGGGGCCCGACGGUGUAAACAGCCCCGGAGGCGGCGGAGGCGGUGGCCGAGACCCCGAAGGGGAAGCGGCGGCUGAGGCAGGGUCGCGCCUCGGUCGGAAGCCUGGGCUGAGUACAGCAGGGGGUCUCUGCGGCGGGCGAGAGCGGACGCCCUAGACCUCGCUUCCCUCCCUCGCCCCAGAUUCAUUAUUAAACAUGGGUGCAUUUUUGGAUAAACCCAAAACUGAGAAACAUAAUGCUCAUGGUGCUGGGAAUGGUUUACGUUAUGGCCUGAGCAGCAUGCAAGGAUGGAGAGUAGAAAUGGAAGAUGCACACACAGCUGUUGUAGGUAUUCCUCACGGCUUGGAAGACUGGUCAUUUUUUGCAGUUUAUGAUGGUCAUGCUGGAUCUCGAGUAGCAAAUUACUGCUCAACACAUUUAUUAGAACACAUCACUAAUAAUGAAGACUUUAGGGCAGCUGGAAAAUCAGGAUCUGCUCUUGAGCCCUCCGUGGAAAAUGUCAAGAAUGGCAUCAGAACUGGCUUUUUGAAAAUUGAUGAAUACAUGCGUAACUUUUCAGACCUCAGAAACGGAAUGGACAGAAGUGGUUCAACCGCAGUGGGGGUCCUGAUUUCACCUAAGCAUAUCUACUUUAUCAACUGUGGUGAUUCACGUGCUGUUCUGUAUAGGAAUGGACAAGUCUGCUUUUCUACCCAGGAUCACAAACCUUGCAAUCCAAGGGAGAAGGAGCGAAUCCAAAAUGCAGGAGGCAGCGUAAUGAUACAACGUGUUAAUGGUUCAUUAGCAGUGUCUCGUGCUUUGGGGGACUAUGAUUACAAGUGUGUUGAUGGCAAGGGCCCAACAGAACAACUUGUUUCUCCAGAGCCUGAGGUUUAUGAAAUUUUAAGAGCAGAAGAGGAUGAAUUUAUCAUCUUGGCUUGUGAUGGGAUCUGGGAUGUUAUGAGUAAUGAGGAGCUCUGUGAAUUUGUUAAAUCUAGGCUUGAGGUAUCUGAUGACCUGGAAAAUGUGUGCAAUUGGGUAGUGGACACUUGUUUACAUAAGGGAAGCCGAGAUAACAUGAGUAUUGUACUAGUUUGCUUUUCAAAUGCGCCCAAGGUCUCAGAUGAAGCAGUGAGAAAAGAUUCAGAGCUGGAUAAGCACUUGGAAUCACGGGUUGAAGAAAUUAUGGAAAAGUCUGGUGAGGAAGGAAUGCCUGAUCUUGCCCAUGUCAUGCGCAUCUUGUCUGCAGAAAAUAUCCCAAAUUUGCCUCCUGGGGGAGGUCUUGCUGGCAAGCGCAAUGUUAUUGAAGCUGUUUAUAGUAGGCUGAAUCCACAUAGAGAAAGCGAUGGGAUGGCAGUCUCGGGCAUGUCCAUUUGUAAACCUGCCGAGGGCUCUGGUGACAAGAAAGACAGUGGCUGGCAGACCUUCCAAGCCCCUAAAGUACAAGGACAUGAAGGUUUUUUUUUUUAAGCCUGAAAGAAAAAUGAAGCCAACAUUAUGUAAUUGUAUUAUGUAUACUGCUAUUAACCAGUACUCUUACAGCCCAUUAGUGGAGGCAGAGAAAAACUGUCCCUGCGCCUUUCAAAAUCAUAUUUUUCUCUGUCCCUGUGAUAAACACCUGUGGCUUUGGGGAGCAUUUUGGUUUUAUUCCUGGGAUUCUCAUGGUUAGAGGCAGGCUUUACUCUGUCACUAUUGUUUCCUUUCUCUUAAAAGCACCAUUUAAAUGAGAAGUUACCAGGUUUCUAAAUGUCCGUGUAAGAACAUCUUUCUUUGAUUCUGGUAUUUGUGCUGUCCAGAUCUGUUCUGAAAUGAGAUUCAGUGUUUAUAGUCAACAGAAAUUCCUGAAGUAAGUUUGUAACCCGGUUGUUCUACAUGAAUACAAAACUUAAUAACCCACUUAGACACUUUUUAAACUAAUUUAGAUGAUGUCAAAGACUUGUGUUUAAGAAUAUAGGAGGUAGUGGAUAUCUUGGCACACAAGAAACCAGCUCAGGUAUUGUCUCGUAAAUACUUUUCCCAGUGGCCAAAAAAUUGUACUGUUGGACGACAUGUCACCUAAGUAAGCUCCCUCUUGUGCCUUUUAUCACAAUUCCAUUUGUUAUCUUACUUUUAUAUACUAGAGUCAUAAAUGACUAGGACUCUAACAGUAUGUACAUUCUCUUUCUGAGAGAUUGUAUUUCCACUCCAAGACCAAAAGGUGCAAGAAAGAAUGAUAAGAAAAAAGGAACCCUUGUUUCGUCCUUGAGCACAAAGACUGCCAAAGUUAAUUCUUGCUUUUCCAAAGAACUGGUAUAAAUAUUCUAGGAAGUAUAGCAAAAUUUUUGAAAGACAGUAGAUCAUUUCUUUUAGGGAGAACCAUGGAAAAGUUUCAUGUUUUGAUCUGUGGAUAAUGCUGUGAUGUAGUAUGUAGAUCAGAUAUUUCUUUAGUGUGUUCCAUGGAUUUAUCCAUAUUUUGCAUAAUCUCUGAGAAUGAAUGUUGAAAUGGAUUUAUGGCAAUCUCAGCUACGCAGAAGUUAUUUCUAGAGCUUAAGGAUAGUGUACUAAGACAUACCUUCGAGACAGAAUUGGAAUUGGUUAGAAUUAGGUUUAUACCAUACCACACAUUUCCAGAUAGUUAGGGGUAACCUAAAUUAUAUAAAUAAAACCGUAAGUUAAAUGUACCUAGAAGAUUGGCUAUGUAAAAUUGUCUUCGAAAAGGAAGGAAUUCCUUUCUAAUAACCCAUGUUUGUAUUGUAUGUAUGAUUUUUUUUAGGGCUUUUUGCUUUUUUCAGGGUGGAACACGCAUAACUGUAGCAGGUAAGAUGGAAUAUUCCCUGUUACAGUAUAAAAGUUUACUACACUAUAUUAGUGAAGUAUACCAUGAAAAAUUUAUACAAUGCUGAUUGCUUUAACACUAGUGGGGGGAGGGGGGCUAAAUAAAUUACAUUUUCUAGACUGAUUUCACAUCAAAAAAAACGAUACAUAUUUCAAUUGUAUCUCAGUAAAACUAGGGGGAAACACCCCCACAUUUGUCCAUUUGAGAGAUAAAAAGUGGCCCAAAAAAGCAAAUUCUGAAUGACUUGUAGUUUUAUGUCCUCAGAAGUUUUAACAUAAUAGUUCUGAAGAAUUGUCAUUUGUGUGUUCUUCAAAAAUAGAGUAAUAAAUUUUGUAGCUGGUCAGAUCUUUAAGUAUGUAUUUAUGGAAUUCUCAAAGUUGGAAAAAACAUUUGGCAGUGUUAGUCUGACUCCAGGAACCAGAAUCUACUUUCAUCUUGGGCAGCUCUACCUGUCCCAAUUGGUUCUUUGUUUCUUCCCUUCAUUUGUCUUAUUAGCUCGAGACCAAACAUUUAACAGCAGCUACUGUGAUGACACCCAGCCUCUGCUCUUUUCUGUCCCCAGUUCACUCAUCCUAUGUCACGGGCUUCAGUUGUCUUUACCAUCCAAGACCCUUUUCUGCAAAUGCUCUGGUUUUCUAGGGCUUUCUGAAAGUACACAACCCAAAGCUGAACAUUUAUAAGUAGCAGAGCUAUCAUUCCUAUGUCCUAGUUAACACUCUUCAUCUGUUAGCACCCAGAUGUUGGACUAGCUUUUCUGGCACCCAUGUGAUACCGUGUGAGUCUUCAGAGGUUGAUGAUUUUUUACUGCUGUUAAGUGAUUCUCCCCCAUCCUGCACUUGUAGAGUUGGUGUUUUGCUUAACCUAGUUUGCAGGACUUGCAUUUCUUCCUAUUAAGUUUUCUUGUGUUAGAUUCAUUAACCUUUUGAGAUGUUUUUGGAUUCAUGUAAGAUCUAUUUGCUG